AUGAUGCAUUCAUCGAAUCACAAUGACGAACAAGCUAAAGAUAAAUUAGAUGCAAUUCACAAACAAAUUAAUAAAACAACAAAUGAGUCUUUGGAAUCAACACGUCGUACAGUUGGUUUAGUUAUUGAAUCUCAAGAAGCCGGUACACACACAAUGACGAUGCUUCAUGAACAAGGUGAACAUCUAAAUCGAGUUGAAGAUGGUCUUGGUAAUAUUCAUGCCGAAAUGACUGAAGCUGAAAAAAAUUUAACUAAUUUACAGAAAUGUUGUGGUUUAUGUGUUCUACCAUGGAAACGUACUCAUCGAACGUAUGGAUCAUUCGAAAAGCGUAAUAAAACAUAUAGUUCUGAAAAAUCACCAAUUAAGACUAUAGAACCUAGACAUCGUAAGGCUGCUGAUGACGGAAUGCCUAAAACUGGUUAUAUUACUCGUAUUACAAAUGAUGGUCGUGAAAUAGAAAUGGAUAAUAAUUUACAAGUAGUUGGUAACCAUCUUGAUAAUUUGAAAAACAUAGCAGUUGAUAUGGGUCAUACACUCAUACAUCAAAAUGAACAGAUUCAACAUAUUACAGAUAAAACUAACGUUGGAAUUGAACGCAAACAUCUAAAUGCCAAUGGUCCUUUUGGCAAACGUCAUACAAUAGAUGAUGAACCAGAUCGUCGUCCAUGUAAAUUGCCUUCAAAAAUAAAAUCUUCUUCUACAAAUGUCUCUAUAGCAAGUUUGAAUGUAUCAUCUACGAUCUAUUCCAGUAACGAACUGGUCACAGUCACUUGGUCAUCACCAUUAACUCCAUGUUAUGAUGAUUAUAUUGGAAUAUAUUCUGUCGAGAGUCCACUUACUGCAGUUUGUGAUUAUUUCGAUAAUGAAGUUGUUAACAAAGGUCAAAGUAGUAUGUUAUGGAAAAUGAUUAAUCUUCGUCGUCCAUUAGAAUUUCGUUAUUAUUCACGUGAACAUAAUUGCUCAGCGAAUUAUUCUCUUAAUGCUAAGUCACCUGUUAUUCAACCACGGAAUUACAAUGAACCAAUGCAUGUCCAUUUAGCAUAUAGUGAUCGAAUUGAUCAAAUGUUUGUUUCUUAUUUAACUAAUUCAUCAGAAUAUACUCCUCAAUGUCAAUAUGGAUUAACUCCAUCCUCGUUAAAUUUUCAUAAAAUUGGAAGAACAACAACUUAUACAGCAUCAGAUAUGUGUGAAGGAAAAGCUAAUGAAUGGCAUCCACGAAGAUUUAUUGAUCCAGGAUAUAUGCAUACCAUUUUAUUAGAAGAUCUUCGUUCAUCAACAAAAUAUUAUUAUCGCGUUGGAACAGAUCAACAUGGUUGGUCAUCAAUUUAUUCAUUUACAAAUAGACCAGCAAAUAAAGAUGAACCAGUAUAUAUGAUUGCAUAUGGAGAUAUGGGAUUAGCACCAUAUGCACCUGGUUCUAAAUCUACAAUGGAUCGAGUUACACCACGAAUCUUAUUAACAAAUAUAACUUGUUUGUUACAUAUUGGUGAUAUUAGUUAUGCACGAGGUUUUGGUGCUCAAUGGGAUGCUUUUAUGACACAAAUCGAACCUAUAGCAGCUCGUGUACCAUAUAUGGUUGGAAUCGGGAAUCAUGAAUAUGAUCAUGUCUUAGGUGGAGAGAAUGAUCCAAGUGGUGCACCAGGUCCGGGCGGAUUUCGACCAGAAUGGGGAAAUUAUGGUUAUGAUUCAGGUGGUGAAUGUGCUGUUCCAAUGGUUCAUCGUUUUAAUGCUCCAUCAAAUGGAAAUGGUCUUUUUUGGUAUAGUUUUGAUGUAGGUCCAACACAUAUUGUUUACUAUUCAACAGAACAUGAUUUUCGUCAUACAUCUCCACAAUAUUCAUGGCUUGAACAAGAUCUUUGUUCAGUAAAUCGUUCUCGUACUCCAUGGUUAAUUGUUGGCUCACAUCGACCAAUGUAUGCAUCAGAAACAGAUGAACCUUAUGAUUUUAUUAAACUUAUGUUACAACUCUAUUUAGAACCAUUAUUUUAUAAAUAUCAUGUUGAUCUUAAUCUUUUUGCACAUAAACAUUCAUAUGAACGAACAUGUCCUAUGUUUCAACAAAAGUGUGUUGAUGAUGGUAUAACACAUAUUCUAAUUGGAAUGGCUGGACAAGACAUUGAUAAUGGAGAAUAUUCAGAUGCUGAAUGGAGUAUUUAUCAUGAUCAACAAUAUGGUUAUACUCAAUUAUGGGCUAAUAGAACAUAUUUACAUUUUUCCUAUCAUCACAAUAGUGAUGAUAAUGUUGUUGAUCAAUUUGUCCUUAAAAAAUAA
Rotaria sp. Silwood1 is the source of this 2271-nucleotide messenger RNA. The record is from the annotation of a GenBank genome assembly. Lineage: Eukaryota; Metazoa; Rotifera; Eurotatoria; Philodinida; Philodinidae.